This is a messenger RNA of Trypanosoma theileri, 744 nucleotides long. Its product is annotated as tyrosyl or methionyl-tRNA synthetase. Lineage: Eukaryota; Euglenozoa; Kinetoplastea; Trypanosomatida; Trypanosomatidae. Gene Ontology annotation, molecular function: tRNA binding. The transcript has a single exon. The record is from RefSeq and is a predicted model, not a curated record. The coding region runs from base 1 to 744 and encodes 247 amino acids.
AUGUCUUCACAUCUGGAGGGUCCACUUCUCCGCCGAUCUAUUCCAUUCGUGGAACGCUGGAUCGCCGAACUUGUUGCUGCAAGAGAGCCUAUGGUGGCUGCUAAAACGCCUGCAACUCAACAACCACAAGGCGGCAAUGGGGCAUCAGAUGCAAAAGGAAAGAAAAAAGGUGGAAAAUCCAAUAAUAAUAAUAAUAAUAAUAAUACUACUGCUGCUGCUGCGGAGGUGAGUAAUGCUAGUAGCAUGUCCAGGUGUCACUUUGUGGUUGGCAAGGUAUUGGAUGUGCGACCUCACCCAGACAGUCAGAAACUCUAUAUUGAGGAAAUUGAUCUUGGUGAGGCCGCAGGUGGUCGUCGCACCAUCCUUAGUGGUCUGCAGGAGUAUGUGAAAAAGGAUGAUUUCAUCAAUCGUCUGGUGUUGGUGAUUGCCAAUCUGGAACCACGCAAGAUUGGAGGAGUGCUCUCGGAAGGAAUGGUAUUAUGUGCAUCCAAAACAGAAGGGGAUGCUCGUGGAGUGGUACUGCUGGAUGUACCAGAGGGGACACCUGUUGGAGAGCGGGUGGUGUUUGAGGGUCAUGAAGGGCCAUAUGAACCGGUAUUAAAGAAGAAGUUGGCGAAACACUUUGAAGAAGUGGCAGCGGAUCUUAAAACAAAUGAAAAAGGUGAAGUGGUAUGGAAGGAUAUGCCAUUCCGUACAAGUCAAGGUGUUAUUACAGCAUCCAUUGUUAAUGGUUCUGUCUCGUAA